CAAACUACGUCUGAUCAUCGCGGCUGUCAAAGGAGGUCGUUGAGCGGACAGGCGAAUAAAGUCGCAUGACAACAACUACACAGAAAUUUUGUUGAUUAGAAGUCGGUGACUGUGUGCGCUGUGGAAUGCGGUGCUUGGUGGUAGAAACGAAGAAUUGGCACUCACCAUAACUUAACUAUUAGAAGCAAUUUUGCACUCUCCUAAGUGCAGGCCAGGCCAGAGAAGGACUGCUGCGCUGUCCGGUGAUCAGACCCCGCCAUGCGUGAAUACAAGCUUGUGGUGCUCGGCUCAGGAGGCGUAGGGAAGUCCGCUCUGACAGUGCAGUUUGUGCAGGGGAUCUUUGUAGAGAAAUAUGACCCCACAAUAGAAGACUCGUACAGAAAGCAAGUGGAAGUUGAUGGGCAGCAAUGUAUGUUGGAAAUCCUGGACACAGCAGGCACAGAGCAGUUUACGGCCAUGCGGGACCUAUAUAUGAAGAACGGUCAGGGCUUUGCUCUGGUCUACUCCAUCACAGCACAGUCCACCUUCAACGACCUCCAGGACCUUCGUGAGCAGAUCCUGCGAGUCAAGGACACAGAGGAUGUGCCGAUGAUCCUGGUGGGGAACAAGUGUGAUCUGGAGGAUGAGCGUGUGGUGGGCAAGGAGCAGGGGCAGAACCUGGCCCGCCAGUGGAGCCAGUGCGCCUUCCUCGAGUCCUCCGCCAAGUCCAAGAUCAACGUGCUGGACAUCUUCUAUGACCUGGUGAGGCAGAUCAACAGGAAGACUCCAGUGGAGAAAAAGAAGGCCAAAAAGAAGUCCAACUGCACCCUACUGUAGCCAGGCCUCCCUGUAGGCACCCCGAGCCCGUGAAGAGCUCUUCUGAAGAACUAUUGCCCCUUUGGACCGUGCCAGCAUUCCCCAACCCAGCUACCCAAACUGUGGAACCGCCGAUGCAGACUCCAUUACCAAGACUGGCCUGGGAAAAAGAGAAAAAGAGAGAGAGGGAGAGAGAGAGAGAGAGAGAGAGAGAGAUGGAAAGGGAGAAAGAGAGAGAGAUGGAAAGAGAGAAAGAGAGAGAGAGAGAGAGAGAGAGAGAGAAAGGGAGGGAGGGAGAGGAGUGGGAGUGAGAGCACAAGAUUCCCAGCAGGAUUUCUCUUGGUUUUAAUGUCAGCAAACACACAGCAAAAACAAAACAAAAACAACACAGCCCCCCCCCCCCCCCAUUCUCCCAUGAGCACCCUGAAUUCAAGGCUAUGACACACAUGACUCCUCCUCCCCACGCCCGAGGUCUGCGAUGGACGAACGAAGCUCAAAGACGUACGGGAGAGAGACUUGACAGUAUUUCUGUUCUUGCAAUAUAGUUUAUUUGAACAUAUGGAAGGUGAGUGUAGUUGUGUGGAUUGUUAAUACAUAUGGAUCAAACAGCAUGACCGCAUCUGUAUUUAUGUGUAGAUGUUGCAAGUGAAACCAAGUUGAAGUUUCGCCUCCUUGAAGCCAUGCUUCUGUUUUUGUACAUCAACGUGUGUGUGUGUGUGUGUGUGUGAGAGUGUGUGUGUGUGUGUGUGUGUGUGUGUGUGUGUGUGUGUGUGCGCGCUAGGUCCAACUACAGAACCUGUAAAUAGAUGUUCUUUUUGUCUCCCAAACAUGUAUGGACAUUCUCUUAAGCAGAUAUCCCAACGUGACGUUAUUUUAUACCUGGUCACUUGGCUUUCAUAGUUCCCAUAACAUACUGUUGUAAUGCCAUUUUUGCAUAAUAAUGUGUAAGAAAUAGGACUUUUAUAGAGUGACAUGGGUGGGGGGGGGGGGGGGAGUACAAGGAUCGAUUUCUAUGUCUUGAAGCUGAAAUAUAUUCUAUUAAACCAACUCUAAUAUUGCUUCUUGUGUUCUGUCAAGAACUGUUACAGCUUUUAUGGAUGAUUAAAUUUUAGUACGUUUUAAAUCUCA
Molecule: messenger RNA, 1923 nt
Organism: Alosa sapidissima (American shad)
Lineage: Eukaryota; Metazoa; Chordata; Actinopteri; Clupeiformes; Clupeidae
Product: ras-related protein Rap-1A-like
Exons: 8
Coding region: 259-816 (185 amino acids)
Biological process (GO): Rap protein signal transduction; negative regulation of synaptic vesicle exocytosis; cellular response to cAMP
Cellular component (GO): plasma membrane
Molecular function (GO): GTPase activity; GDP binding; GTP binding
Source: RefSeq, a predicted model, not a curated record